Cuscuta europaea is the source of this 1600-nucleotide messenger RNA. Lineage: Eukaryota; Viridiplantae; Streptophyta; Magnoliopsida; Solanales; Convolvulaceae. The record is from the annotation of a GenBank genome assembly.
GGUUUGUCUAGCUCAGUUUAGGCUGGGCGGGGGCGGGGGCAUGUUAAAGUAUUUGUCCCACACCGAAGAGCUAUAAAACAAUAAAACAUUAUAUAAGACUUUGGGUUAUUCCUCCUAUCAUGUUGACCUUUUAGAAAUGAACCCCAUAUCUUAAUAUGGUAUCGGGCUAAAUCGGUACUGUCUCCAUUUUUCCUGCCAUUACACUUAGCAACAUCAAAACUCAAAUCACCAUUACUCUCAAUCUAAAUGACGAUGAGUAUCCCUCUUGGGUGUUCUUGUUUGAGAUUCAUCUCCAAGCUCUUAAUUUGAUAUUCCUCAUUGAAGGUGAUGGUGCUCCCAUCGCCAUUUAUGGCCCCUACAAGCAAACAACUUGACGCGUUAGUUCGUCAAAGGACGUUUUCUACCAUGACCAAAAAACUAAUGCUUACCGUCCUCAAAUCUGCUGGUAUUACUGCCAAUGACUUGUGGGAGCGUCUCAAAACAUUGUUCCAGGACAACAAGAGUACCCGUGCAGCCCUUCAGGAAAGUAAAUUUUCAAUCUCAAAUUCACUGAUUGUUCUGAUGUCAAUGACUACUGUGACAAACUCAAGACUCUGUCUGACCGGCUUCAAGACCUGGACUUUCUUAUGGAUGAAAAAUGCCUUGUCAUCGUGCUCGUCAGUGGACUGUAGCCUGAAUACGACACAACUUUCUCUUUCAUCUCUUACUCCAUGCCCUCGUUUGAGGCCACCCGGUCACAGCUUCGCACAACGUCGAGCCUAACAACAUUCUGCCGCCCAAUCCACAACUAUGGUGGCCUAGGAGAAUCCCACGAUGCUACUGCAGUUAUUGGCUCCUCACCGGAUCGAGCCACUCCGUCUGUCCGUCAAUCAUUGUCUUAUUUUCCAAUGAACAGCGGCGGGCGUCGCAGUCGUUCCAGCUAUCAGUGACCUUCUUGAUCUACUUCAAUCGAACAUCCACCUCAAGGCCGCACGUCAUCUACAUAGCUUCUCAGGUUGGGACGCCUCUACUACCUGGAUAUCCAUCACCUUAACCUUCAUAUUGGGUUGUGCCGCUGUGUACAUGUCACACGGCUCCGAUCCCUCACUGGUUUGCUGGUCUGCAUUCGUACAGAUCUCGCCCUUCGCAGCGUAACUCUUCUAAAGAGGGUCAAAAUCAUUUUGGCUCUAAUAAGGGCCAGCCUUUUAUUACCCAUACAGCUGAUACCUUAAAGCCCGAAGACAUUGCUGAGGCUUAUAGCUCAUUAUCUUUACAGCAACCUGAUGAUUCCUUUUAUAUGGAUACUGGGGCCACAUCACAUCUCACGGUUACUCCAGGUACUUUGUCUCGUGUUUUUAAUAAUAGCACUAUAUGCUCAUUAUUAGUUUGUAAUGGUAGCCACAUUCCAAUUACUGCAUGUUGUACUAGAACCAUAACCCUCCCUCAUUGCCAACUUUAUCUUCAUAAUACCCUUGUUGCCCCUCAUAUUAUCAAAAUUUUGGUACCCGUCCUCAAAUUUACUACUGAUAAUAAUGUUUCUGUAGACUUUGAUCCAUAUAUUUUCAUGAGAUGCAAUAGUUAUGUGGAGUUAUACCCUAUAACCGGCAAUGUUGUCACCCCC